AUGGAAGGAAGCAGAAGAGCUUUGUACAGUUAUUCAUGGCAGCAGUCACCGAUAAAUAAGCGACGACGAGCAAAUCCACCCGAUGAAGAGAAGAAGAUAUUUGAUGAUUGGUUUGAAGAAAAAGCAGACGAAUACUUCCCAUGGAUUAGGAAUCAAGGCCUUGACAAUGAAACUAUUCGUGCUGCUAAGGCAUCUUUGACCUCGUCGUCACCACCGUGCAAUCUAGAAAUAUAUAGAGGGUUUGCACGCGUUUCUCCGAAGAUGAUCUUGGAACAAUUGCAAAAACCAAAGCAGGACCAAAAAACACUGGCAGAAGAAGAAGCACGUAAAAAAGCAGAACGUCUAGCUAAUAUCACUCGUUACGAAAGAUCUCUCAAAGAAACUAGAAAAACUAUCGAUAGAAUCAAGAAAGAAAAGCAAAGAAAAGUGAUGUUUUCCCAAACACAACACCAAAGCCCUUCCAAUUCUGUAGUAUUUCCAGAACAUUUGCCAUGUAAUGCUUUGAGUGAAGUUUCAUCGUUUCAGGAAAAACCUUGUAAAAUCCAUUUAGAAUGCUAUGUUGUAGCCAUCUCUGGCAGUCAGAAACCUGAUAAUCAUGGAAUGUUCAGAGCAUUUGGAGAACAGAUGAUAGCAAGAAUGGAGAACGGUGUAUCUGAUAACAAAAAGUUGGAAAGGAAGUUGAAAUCUGAUUCGUUCUCAUCCACAACGAGAACAAGCUGCAAUAUCAUUGGAGAGCGCGAAAAACAAAUUACAUCAUCAGAGUCAAAGCAACAAACAUCAGUAUAUCACGAGGAUGAUGAGAGCGAUAAUGAACUCCUUAGAUUGGCGUUUGAAAGUAGUCCGAUCCAGAAAUCGAAUUCAGCGCAAAGAAUUGCCGCAAAUGAGGAUGAAUUAAGUGAUGAAGCUCUGCUUGCAAUGAUGAUAUCAUCACCUAUGUCAAGUCCGAAACUCAAAAAGAACAAGAGAUCAACUGACUCUUAUCACUAG
This is a messenger RNA of Acanthocheilonema viteae, 987 nucleotides long. The record is from the annotation of a GenBank genome assembly. Lineage: Eukaryota; Metazoa; Nematoda; Chromadorea; Rhabditida; Onchocercidae.